Molecule: messenger RNA, 1268 nt
Organism: Chaetomium fimeti
Lineage: Eukaryota; Fungi; Ascomycota; Sordariomycetes; Sordariales; Chaetomiaceae
Product: glycoside hydrolase family 17 protein
Exons: 2
Coding region: 148-1176 (342 amino acids)
Biological process (GO): cell wall organization
Cellular component (GO): extracellular region; cell surface; fungal-type cell wall
Molecular function (GO): glucan endo-1,3-beta-D-glucosidase activity
Source: RefSeq, a predicted model, not a curated record
AACCACUGCCUCCCCCUUUUGUACCCUGCGGCCCUCCACCUAGACCUAUCUCUUCCCGGAGUCUCCCGGGUUUCUUAACUGCCUCGGUGCUUUCUGGAGAUACUCCCCUUCUUCGAACCCAUUCUUUGAUAAUCCACGCCGUCCACAAUGCGAAUUACUCUAAGCCUAGCGGUUCUAACCGCCGCCGUCUCCUCCGCCCGGGCCUUCCACCAAGGCUUCAACUACGGCGCCUUCUUCACCGACAACUCCCCCAAGAUGCAAUCCGAUUUCGAAGCCGAGUUCAAAACCGCCCAGAACCUCGAAGGCGCGCCAGCAACCGGCUUCAACAGCGCGCGCCUCUACACCAUGAUCCAAUGGGGCACCGCCACCGCCCCCAUCAGCGCCAUCCCCGCCGCCAUCGCCACCAACACGACCCUCCUCCUGGGGAUCUGGUGCUCCGCCGGCGCCAGCGCCGUGACCAACGAACUCGCCGCCCUCCAAACCGCCAUCGCCACGCACGGGCCCGCCUUCACCGACCUCGUCGUCGGCAUCGCCGUCGGCAGCGAGGACCUGUACCGGGCGUCGCCCACGGGGCGGGCGCACGACCCUAGCGCGGCGGGCCUAGGUGCGGAUGUGCUUGUGGGGUAUAUCAACCAGGUGCGGGAGGCGGUGAGGGGGACGCCGCUGGGGGGUGUGCCCGUCGGGCAUGUGGAUACGUGGUCGGAGUGGGUGAUGCCGGGGAAUCGGCGGGUGGUGGAGGCGGUGGAUUUCGUGGGGAUGGAUGCGUAUAGCUAUUGGGAGGGGGGGGUGGUGAAUGGGGUGGAGGAGGGGAGGCUGUUGUUUGGGCAGGCGAUGGAGAGCACGGUGGGGGUUGCGGUGGGUGGGAAGGGUGGGAAGGGUGGGGAGGGGAGGAGGAAGCCCGUGUGGGUGACGGAGACGGGGUUUCCGGUGAGUGGGAAGACGGUGAAUGAGGCGGUGCCGUCGGCGGAGAAUGCGAGGAGGUUUUGGAGGGACGUGGGUUGUGGGUUGUUUGGGAAGGUGGAUGUGUGGUGGUAUACGCUGCGCGAUGCGGGGAAGGGGACGCCGGAGCCGAGCUUUGGGAUCGUUGGGGAGGGUCUGGGAAAGCCGCUUUUUGAUCUUUCAUGUGGUGAGGCUAAGGGGACAGAUGGGGACGAUGAGGCGUGCGAUGCUGAGUGAGCGAGAUCACUGGGCAGGCUUCUGGCAGGGCUGCGGCGUUGAUGUCGCCUUCGAUAAAUAACUGGUUCGGUUGGCAGGGUAUUCAAACGGAC